AUGACAGAGCCUCGGAAUUGUACAACAGAAGUUUCACAGCCUUGCAUUAUAAGUAGCAUUAUCGGAAGCCUGAUGUGUGAGAUCUCACUGCAGCAAGCUGUCCCUUUAAGAGAGCUGCCUCUUCUUGACAUAGGGAUGCUACUGAGGCUCAAAAGACUGGCUGACGAUGUUGGGAAGGCGUACGAAAUGUUCCAAUACAACAAGGCCUUGCACUUAUUACUUCGCUUUGUUUCUGAAGACCUCUCAGCCACUUACAUUGAAAUAGCGAAGGAUAGACUGUACCUUGACCACAGCGGAGGGUACCGCAGGCGUAGCUGCCAGACAGUUCUGGCUAUGUUACUUCUAGUGCUAACACAGCUGUUGGCCCCUCUGACCCCGCAUUUGGCGGAGGAAGUCUUUUUUAGAAUGCCGAAGGCGCUUAAAAGGGCGGUUGUUGCGCAUCGGAGUCGCAAGAUCCGUGAGGUGCUCGGCCGCGCAGGCAGAGGCCUGGCAGAUGUUCUCGGUCUCAGCAAUUCACUUUCUUCUGUUUUCCAAUUGGGUUGGCCGCGAAUGCAUGUCCCAGUGGAUUCUCGCACUGCGGAUAAGGCCAACCAGUUAUGGAGUUUGUUGCUGCUUGUACGUCAAGAUCUGCACUGGUUGUUCACGCGGGCACGGCAACAGCAGAAGGCCAGCUCCGUGGGGGCACCACGAUUAGGCUCCCUCAACGAACUGAAGCUUAGUAUCAUUGUGCCGACGCAAGCGGUUUACACGCAGCUUAAGCAACUGCUGCCACAAAGCAAGCUUUUGAGGGCGUCUCCUUUGUAUGAGCCGUCAACGAGUACGAAGGAGCAACGGCAAGAAGUAGCUGAGCGUCGCUUGCAUGUUGACGAUCUCCGAUGGCUACUGCAGUGCUCCGAUAUGGAAAUUGAAAUUUCUCCGGCUGCAGUGGGACAGCAAACAAACGAGGGACUGGAUCACAAAAAUAUGCUAGCUUCACUGGGAGCAGAUGUAUCAAAGUCGGGUCUGAAGUUUAGGGUCUACAGAGCGGAAGGGCAAAAAUGCCAAAGAUGCUGGAUGAGAGAUUUUACAUCACUCCAUGGACCGUCAGAGAUUCCAGGCAACGUAAGUGCAGUUCAGCAAGCGGGAACAGAAAAAGAAGCAGUUCAAGCUGACACUGCACCUCAGAUUUCUCCAUUCGCCUGCGAGAGAUGCACGGACGUCAUGAGACGAGCCAACAACAAAACGUAA
This is a messenger RNA of Eimeria tenella, 1227 nucleotides long. RefSeq lists its product as uncharacterized. Gene Ontology annotation, molecular function: isoleucine-tRNA ligase activity; ATP binding. Lineage: Eukaryota; Apicomplexa; Conoidasida; Eucoccidiorida; Eimeriidae. The record is from RefSeq and is a predicted model, not a curated record. The coding region runs from base 1 to 1227 and encodes 408 amino acids. Gene Ontology annotation, biological process: isoleucyl-tRNA aminoacylation. The transcript is spliced from 6 exons. Gene Ontology annotation, cellular component: cytosol.